This is a messenger RNA of Thrips palmi, 1672 nucleotides long. It is a transcript of the gene Vti1a, whose product is annotated as vesicle transport through interaction with t-SNAREs homolog 1A. The record is from RefSeq and is a predicted model, not a curated record. Lineage: Eukaryota; Metazoa; Arthropoda; Insecta; Thysanoptera; Thripidae. Bases 48 to 719 code for a protein of 223 amino acids. The transcript is spliced from 5 exons. Gene Ontology annotation, cellular component: late endosome membrane; SNARE complex; ER to Golgi transport vesicle membrane. Gene Ontology annotation, molecular function: SNAP receptor activity; SNARE binding. Gene Ontology annotation, biological process: vesicle fusion with Golgi apparatus; retrograde transport, endosome to Golgi; macroautophagy.
GGAGAGGGCAGUGAGUUUAGCAGAAGAGAAGUCACCCAAACGUCAAAAUGGCGACAUUACUAGAUAAUUAUGAACAACAAUAUGCAAUUUUAACGGCUGAUAUUACCGGGAAAAUAGGUCAAUUGUCAUCAAAAACGGCUGGUGAACGGAAGCCUUUGAUUGCUGAGCUGGAUCGUCAGCUAGAAGAAGCACUUGAACUCCUUGAGCAGAUGGAACUGGAGGUCAGAGAGGUGGAAGCUACUCAAAGACCUCGAUUACGAACAAGGGUUGACAGUUAUCAAGCUGAACUAAGACGACUCAAACAGGCCUUUGAGAAUGCAUGUUCAACUACCCACAUUGAUGGUUUAGGUGAUGGAACUGAAGAACUAUUUAUUAAUGAUGGUGUAAGCGUCAAAGAAGAGCAAAGACAAAGGUUGCUGAAUAACUCUGAACGUUUAGAGCGCACAGGCAAUCAGUUGAUUUCUGGUUAUCGAACUGUAAUAGAAACAGAAGAAGUAGGCAAUCAAGUGUUACAAGACCUGGCCAUUCAAAGAGAAACUAUUCAACGUGCAAGAUCUAGGCUGAGAGAGACCGAUGCUGACCUUGGACGAAGCUCCCGCCUUAUGAGUGGAAUGGUUUUCCGCUCUUUACAGCAAAGAUUUAUUUUGAUUGGAGUCUCUGUUGCCAUUGGUAUUGUUAUCAUAUGGUGCAUUUAUUAUGCUUUUGCUAAAAAUUCUUAGAAAUGUGUCUUUUGCUAAAACUUUAUCUUUUCUAUGAAAAAGCUAAUGCUUUCUGAUUAAAAAUGAACAUUGUUUAAGAACUGCGCAUAGGUGGAAGGCCCUUUUAAGAGGCUCUCACUUUUAAAUCAGACUGGCUGUUGUUAUGUUGGUACCACUCUUUUUAAAUUCCUUUUAAAGCCUAUUUUAAUGAACAAUUUUGGAUUGAUUUUGGAAGUUUGCCUCUCUGUUCUCAAAGGAAAGGAACUUAUAGCAAGCAAAGUUCAGAUUAAUUUUUUUUUCCUUAAGCAUGAGCAUUGUCUUUUGAAGAAUACUUAACUGCCGACCCAAGCUCCACCAAAACUUUGGUUUAUGUUUAGUAUUCCACUUCUUCAUGAGUGUUCUGGUUUCUCUGCCACAUUCCAUAUUUAUGUUGGAUAGUUAGCCUUGGAAGUAUUUAUUAUUAUCGACGAUAUUAAACAAAAUGUGUUUGAUAUGUAGUUUCUAUCUUUUUGUCAGUGUUUUAACUUACGUUUUUACAAUGUAUAUUCCUUUUCAUUCUAAUGUAGUGUUCCGAAUGUAUGUGCUCUAGUCUUAUCAAAAUGUAUUUCAUACAUCCAUGGUUUCUUGGCUGAGCACUGUUUUUAAAUCAUAUCAGAAACUGUGGUCAAAUCUCCCAAUGUUAUGAAAUGAGACUAUUUUGUUGUCACCCCAGGAGAAAUGCAGUUGUAUACAAAAGUAUUUGAUGAUGUGAUACCUUUUCCAGUCUCAUUUGUAUGUGUGGACCUGGCUUUCACAUCGUCUGUUAAAAUAUCUUGUUGAGUUUCUGUUGGUAAUUUAUUUAUUCUGUGUGUUCUGUUACCUUGUAAAUAUACUUUACAAAAUAUAUUUAUAUGUACAUGUGUGUAUAUUUCUAAAACUGAAAAUACGGCAUGUGUCUUUGCAUAUGUGAUAAAAAUAUUUAAUGCAAUCAUCAA